UGCACAGCUCAGCGGCAAGGCGGUCUGUUGAAGGGAGGAGAGGAAAGAGUGAGUGAGACAGACAGAGAGAAGGAUAUCCAGGGUGGCAGAUGCUGCAGGCCAACAGAAAGACUCGGGGAGGAAGGAAAACAGGACUCGGGUUUAGCCUGUUCUCCCUUAGGAACAAAGGAAGAGCUGCAGAAUUGUCCUUCCUUUUUGCUCUUCACUGGUGCUAAAUGUGUUUCUAUAAAGGAAGGAGCUUGGGGGUCGAAUAAAAGCAGGCAGAGCAGGAAGCGCCAAAGCACACAGUCAAAGGUGUGGGCAUGGCUGCCAAGAGGGGCAAAUCCGGCGUGCCACAGAGCGUGGCGAGGAGUGAGCUGAAGGUGUACCGUGUUGGCAGCACAGAGGGACGCGUACCCGUGCCAUCCAACCUCCGCAAGCAGAGGUCCCUCACUAACCUGGCCGUGCUGACGGAUGCUGAGAAAAAGAUGCAACUCUAUGAGCCAAAAUGGUGCGAUGACAUGAGCCGGGCUGCCUCAGGUCACCUGAAGAUGGGCAAGCCUAAACCGGCGUCCGGAGGAGGGGCAGGUGGCGCGCAGCUCUCUCGCAACCUUUCCAAAUCAGACCACUCCCUGUUUCAGGGCAAACCCAAGACUUUAACCCCAUUGGCGGCACCUGGCGGCUUGGGAAAGAGCCAAAGUCGGAUUCCACGAGGGCCUUAUGCGGAAGUAAAACCCCUAAGCAAGACAACAGACGAUUGCAAGUCUGAUGACGAUAUCCUUUCCUGCAAAGCCAAAGCGAGUGGUAAGAAGGUAGCGGCUGCGUGUUCUGGUGACCCGGAGGCCAAGGGUCAAAGUGAGGAGGGUGGCGAUAAACCUUUCCUCAAGGUGGACCCAGAGUUGGUUGUCACCGUUCUUGGGGACUUAGAGCAGUUGCUCUUCAGCCAAAUUCUUGAUCCAGAAUCACAAAGGAAGCGGACAGUUCAGAAUGUUCUGGAUCUCCGACAGAACCUGGAGGAAACCAUGUCCAGUCUACGAGGAACCCAGCUUAGUCAAAGCUGUCUGGAGAGCAGCAUCUGCUAUGACAGCGAUGAAACCAACGCCCGUAGCAUCUCCAGCCUCUCCAACCGCUCCUCGCCUCUCUCCUGGCGUUACGGGCAGUCCAGUCCCCGCUUGCAGGCCGGCGAUGCCCCCUCCUCAACCGGAAGCAGCUAUUUGGCAGGCUCGAAAACCUCGUCUCAGUACACGUCUCACACGAUGCCCGCGCGCUGCACUGGCAAUCUGGGCCGCGCGUCUCACAGCGAGUUCAUCGAAGGCCUUGACGCCGGUGAUGGUGACCUCAAGUGUGGCUAUCUGAGUGACUCUGACUUGCUUGGCAAAAGCUUGCAUGAUGAAGAUGAUGAUGAUAAUCUGGCCAAUGGUUGGGAUGAGAGCAGCUCCAUCAGUAGUGGGUUAAGUGAUGGCUCUGAUAACCUCAGCUCAGAAGAUCUGAACGCCAGCUCAUCGCUCAACUCUCUCCCCACUACGCCUCUCGGCUCACGACGCAACUCCUCAGUCAUGUUACGAACCGAUGCUGAGAAGCGUUCUCUGGUGGAGAGCGGCCUGGCGUGGUACAGCGAGGACUGUAAGUCUUUACAGAAGUCAGAUGGUCUUUAUGACACGGGCAGUCUAAAAUCAGAGCCCUCCAGCAAGUGGAGGAAGACUCGGACGCCGGACGCUUCCACGCACGAGAAAACGGUAAAAUGUGAAGUAAAGAAACCUCAAAGCAUCGGACAGCCAGGCAGCUUCAGAAAGACCCGGAAUCCUCCUGUGGGCGUCACCUCGCCCAUCACACAUACAUCACAAAGCAUGCUGAAAGUAGCUGUCCCCAAAGGAGACCCCAAGGCUGUUGAUAAGGUGAAAAUGACCGUGAAGGCAACAGGUCUUCAGCGUUCACGUUCAGAUGCCGGACGCGACAACGCAGAGCACCGCAAGCCUCCAUCCGGUCUGGUCAAACCCUCCUCCUACGGCUACAAGAAACCUUCGACUACUGGUACCGCAACGGUUAUGACAGCAGGGGGCGCCACUAUCACAAGCGGCUCAGCUACUGUGGGAAAAACCCCAAAGUCCUCAGCCAUCCCCAUCAAACCCGUCCCAGGUGGAGGUGGGCGUAAAAACAGCUUUGAUGCCAGCGGCUCCGAACAGGGAUUCCUUGCGCCCAACGCUCGCGGUAGCAUUCAGUACCGCAGUCUGCCACGGCCAGCAAAAUCCAGUGCUAUGAGCUUAACCGGGCGACCUCCUUCUCGCCCCGUUAGCGGUACCAUUGACCCUAGUCUCCUCACCCUCAAACCUGUACCGGCCCUACCCAACACAAUGCCCACCAGAGGAAAGGAGGGCAGCUUGAAGGCCUCCGGUCGGUCGAGCGGGACGGGGCCGGUUAACCAGACGGACCGUGAGAAGGAAAAGGAGAGGGCCAAAGCUAAAGCAGAUCUUGAGAUCAGCUGUCUAAAGGGCGAGAACCAAGAUAGCUGUGGAGAGGCUGUCGAGAAGAUCCAUAGGGUACGGAGAACAAGCACGAGUAGAUAUCCUGAACUGAGCUCUCCGACCGGCACGCCGAGAUUACUCAGUAGCAAGUCUCUAGCUCACCCUCCAAGCCUGGCUCACCUAGACAAGGUCAACUGCAACAGUCUGGACUCCUGCAUCACCAUUCAAGACCUUCCACCCAAGAUUCCUCCCUACUCCAAGCUCCAGGACCUGGCCGGUUCCCGCGUGUCCCCGCGUCUCACCCCGAGUCCUGCCCCGGUGCUUCACAUCGAUUCCCCGAGAUGUUUCUCCGGCCAGGCGUUGUCUGUGAGCAGCUCUCCCAUUCUGUACCCGAAGAUGUCCGGGCUGCACCGCAGCAUGGAGUCGCUGCCGCUGAACAUGAGCGUGCCCAAAAUGGAUCUGGGCAACCGUGAGGUGAACAGGAACACUGGGACUUGGGGUGCUGGCAGUAGGACAUCCAUCACCCUGGGUGACGGUUUAGAAACUGAUAGGAACACCUUACCCAAGAAAGGAUUAAGUCACUGUGGCAGCGGCAAAACUGAAGUAGAAGUGCGGGAACGGCGUCAUUCGCACACGAUAUCAAGCAUGACCGAAUCAGACAGCCCGCCACUGCUGCCGUCCCCUACGCACAUCACAGGGUCCUUUCCCGGGAAAACUACCAAUGUGGUGGCGCCUAUCCCGAAUUCUGGCUCUGGAUCUCAGAUCACUCGCUCCAGCAGCAUCCCGGCUAAUGAUAUGGGCUAUGAGCUGUAUGGCACAUCUCCUCUGGGCAGCUCUCUCUCUCUGGCCGAGCGACCUAAGAGCAUGAUGAGAUCUGGAUCGUUCAGAGAGCCUGUCGAAGAUGUUCAUGGCUCUGUUCUGUCUCUGGCCUCUAAUGCAUCAUCCAACUAUUCAUCAACUGAAGAGAGAAUGCAAGGAGAGCAAAUCCGGAUACUGAAACGCGAGCUGGAGUCAUCACAAGAUAAAGUGGCCAGUCUGAGCACACAGCUGUCUGCAAACGCUAACCUGGUUGCGGCGUUCGAACAGAGUUUGGCUCUCAUGACUGCACGACUGCAAAGCCUGUCGGUCACAUCUGAGCAGAAGGAUUCUGAGUUACAGGACCUGAGGCAAACCAUAGACAACCUGAAGUGCAAAAACACAGAGACACAGGUCAUUAUUCAAGGAGCCCUGGAUAUUCCUGAGACCACACCCAAAGAAUUACAGAUGGACAGACAGAACUCUUCAGAGAGCAUCUCCAGUCUCAACAGCAUCACCAGUCACUCCAGCGCCGGCAGCCUGAAAGAACAAGAAGCCAAGAAGAAGAAAAAGAAAAGCUGGUUAAGAAGCUCCUUCAACAAAGCCUUCAGCAAAAAGGGUUCAAAGUCAUCAUACGCAGAUAUCGAGGAGAUCGCAACUCCGACCUGCUCCACCCCUUCAUCUCCUAAAAUCCACAAUGAAGUGGACAACGCUCCUGACAAGACCUCCACCUCUACAUCAGAAUCGUGUGACGGCACGGAGCACGACGAGAAAGUGGUGUCAAAUUUACGUUCCGAACUAUGGGAAAAAGAACGGAAACUGACUGAUAUCCGUUUAGAGGCUCUUAGCUCCGCCCACCAGCUGGAGCAACUACAAGAAGCGAUGACCAACAUGCAGAUGACAGUAGAGAACCUGAAGGCGGAGAAUGACCAGCUGAAGACCGGAGGCCCCUCCUCCCGACCUCCAAGCUCCACCUCCCAGUCCUCUGGUCUGAGUUCAAUGGGCGUCGCAUCACCACGCCAAUCAGUGUCUUCUCUCACCAAAACCUUCGGCAUGGGACAAAAUGAACUUUACCCAGAUGUUUUUCAAAGCCCCACCGCGACUUUGCAGAAAGACGAGAGUUUGGUCCGAGUGAUGGUUCGAAUACCAAACCAGCACAUGUUUAAAGAUGAGGUCAAGCAGUUGGAGUUUUUCAUCGGCACGGUAAAAAUCAGCGGACGCACGGACUGGUUUGCACUGGACUCUGCAGUUAGUCAGGCUUUUAAAGAUUAUUUAACAACAGUGGAUCCCAGCUCGAGUCUCGGCCUUUCUCAGGACUCCAUCUACAGCUACAGUCUGAGUCAUCAUAAGAGAGUAUUGGGUGCCCAGCCGCCCGAAACCCCACCGGUGCGCCUCUACACCAAAGGAUCUUCUUGUGUCAUAGUAGCCCUUAAAGGUCUGAAGGAGAAGUGUGUAGACGUUCUCGUGUUUGAGACGCUUAUCCCCAAACCCAUGAUGCAACAUUACAUCAGUCUGUUACUGAAGCACAGGCGCUUGAUGUUAUCGGGCCCGAGUGGUACUGGAAAGACCUAUCUCACCUACCGCCUCGCAGAGUACCUGGUGGAGCGCAGCACUCGAGAGGUCACGCCCGCCAUCACCGUCACCUUCAAUAUGCACCGCCAGUCCUGCAAGGACCUUCAGCUUUAUCUGUCCAAUCUGGCCAAUCAGAUUGAUCGUGAGAGCAGCCCUACUGAAAUCCCAUUGGUCGUCAUCCUAGAUGAUGUCAGUGAUGUGGUAUCCACCAGUGAACUUGUCAAUGGUGCUUUAACCUGUAAAUAUCAUAAAUGUCCAUACAUAAUAGGAACAACCAAUCAGCCUGUGAAAAUGACCCCAAACCAUGGCCUGCAUCUCAGCUUCAGAAUGGUGACGUUUUCCAAUAACGUCGAGCCAGCCAAUGGGUUCCUGGUGCGUUACCUGCACAGAAAACUAAUGGAAGCAGAAAAUCCCAAAAGUGUAACCAAUGAAGAUCUCCUCCGGGUACUGGACUGGGUUCCCAGACUCUGGUACCACCUGCACACCUUUCUGGAAAAGCACAGCACCUCAGAUUUUCUCAUCGGCCCCUGCUUCUUUCUCUCGUGUCCAGUUACGGUCGACGAAUUUCGGACGUGGUUUAUUGAUCUUUGGAAUCAUUCCAUCAUUCCAUACCUGCAGGAAGGUGCCAAAGAUGGCAUUAAGGUUCAUGGUCAGAAGUCAGUUUGGGAAGACCCUGUGGAGUGGGUCAGAGGAUCUCUGCCAUGGCCCUCUGCUCAACAAGACCAGGCCAAACUUUUUCACCUGCCUCCACCCAGCACCGGACCUGGAAGCCCCAGCCAACCAGGAGACGAUCGGCUGCACAAGGAGACUCCGCCCAGCUCUGUGGAGUCAGAUCCACUGAUGGCAAUGCUGUUAAAACUACAAGAGGCUGCCAAUUACAUUGAGUCACCAGAGAAAGAGACGGAUCUCAAACUCCCUCCUCUUUAAACACCUGUAUGACCAUGACCUCUGAACCUUCACACACCUACAGAUGACUCUGUACUGUUACAUGAAAUGCUAUGAGCGCGUUUCACAGACAUACAUCACAUCUUCUUUUAUUUAAAUCGUGCAAAUCACAGCAGCAUGCCCUCACAUUACCAGACUCUCACAGUACCAUGGUUAAGCAAUGGUAAUACUGUGGUACUUUAAUAUGUAACAUGCUACACUUUGAUGACUAUAUUCCUUUACCAUGGUACUCUAAAAUACUUAAAAGAUGGUAUCGUCCAAGAAAACAUGAUUUCCAUUGUAUUAUAUGGCACUAAUAUGUGAAAGGGUGCAAAAACAAAGUUAGGAAACAUAAUUUUGUUAGUGAAAGUAAAAAAAAACAUGUCACAUAAUACUUUUAUAGCUCUUCUGUCUGCAUAUAUACAGUAUGCAUUUACAUAAAGUUUUAGUUUUACUGUAGUAAGCGUGUAAGGGAGCCUUUACUGUUCCACUGCUGCCCACAUUGACAACUCAAGGAAUCAGGUGCUAAUCUUUACUCACUAGUGUGCACUUGAACUUCAUCUUACAGUCAAGAAUAACAUGACAAACAUUCUUUAGCUUCACAUUUUUGUAUGGCCGGGAUCAUUCCUGUUAUCCAGCAUCUUUAAAAAAAAUAUUUGUGUGCUAUAUGCGUGCAGGCUUUCAGAAAUUUGUUUUGAUUAUGCACAGCCAUAUAAACCAGAAAAAGGGGAAAAUGACAGGUUUUUGGUUAUUGCAUAGCAUCCAAAGCAAAAAUGAGCUUUAAAUAUAACAUUAUUUCAAAUGCACCCCUACAUUUACUUUGUGAUGUACGGAAACUAACAUUAUUUAUUUAUAUUUUAAAAAAAAUGAGUAAGUACUCCAUUCCUAUGAAACCAUUUUCCCAAACACAGUAAAUGCCUUAUUAUAACAGAUGCAAAGUGGUGCCUUUGCUCUAUAGGGGGCGCUGCUGUCAAAAUCCAAACCUGUAUUCCCACUAAAGUUAAAACCGUCUGCACCUUUACUUUACUUUUUGCUCGAAGUGAGAUCCCAACCACAAAUGGAUGUGAACGCAUCCACAGCAUACAGUUUGAUGCACUUUGUUUUACCAUGACAGUACUGUCGAGAAGUUUUACUUGCUUGAAACUGAUCUCAGCUCAGGGGUUUGGUCAUCUCAGGCCUCUUAUUAUAAUCAUUCAGUACAGCUUUCAUCUCAGUUAACUGCUCUCUUUGUAGCAAAUGGUGCAACUAUAGCUUAUUUGAUGAUAACCAAAUACUCGGUGCAUUAUCUGCUUUUGAUCAAGUAUACCCCGACGAAAUGCAUAUGAAGAUUAUUUGGUGCUAUCUGAUGUCACUAUAGGAAAACAUCUUGAUUUUUGCAAAAAUCUCACUUGACAUCCAAUAGCCUUACACUUUAUGGCAUUUAAGAGGAUCUUCAGAUACAAGUAACAGACGUUUCUUGUCAGAUCAAUGACGAUCAUUUUUUUAUAGUAGUAUAGUAUUUAUUCCAUGUAUAUUAACCAUUUAAAAAGACCAAUUUUUUUUAAACAUAUCACAAUGCACAUCAUUCCUUACAAGAACUAUAAGACUUAUUUAGAGAAUUAAUGUACGUUAAAUGUUCCCAGAUAAGAUAACUUGUGUAAAUGACAGGACCAGGAGGAUUUACUGUACAUACAGUAAGCAGUGGAUCAGUAAUUUCUCAUCUUUAUACCUAAAAAUAUUAUGGAUACUAUUAAAACAUGCAUGUAGGUAAGAACUUGGGGUGGAAGUAAAAAUAUGAACUCAAUCCAUUCCUGUCUAUUCAUCUUAUAUCCUACAGUAUUCAUUACUCCGCUAUAUAAAUAUGGGUUCCUUUCCAAAGAAAAGAUGAGUUUUUAAGCUGAAUAGAGAUGCAUAAUUACCGAGCCCCUAAGGUGACAUUGGAGUAAAAAAACAUGUGCAGAUUUCACAUGAAACUUUCGCGCGUGCAUGUGAAACUAUUGCGUGCGCAUGUGAAAGUUUCACGUGAGCACGCAGUUGUUUCACGUGCACAUGCAAAACUAAACUCGAUAGUUUCACGUGCGCACGCGAAAAUAAUCUUUAUUUAAUUUUUGCUCCAUGUCCCCUUAGGGGCUCCGUACAUAAUAUUCAAGAUGGACAAUUAUUUCUUUUAUUUUUAGCCUUGGCUGCUAUUAAGAUGUGAGAAUUAUAUUUGAUGACAUUCCAGACAUCUGACAGUGUGACAUUGGCUUUUGUUAUUUACCAAUGAAUAGUAUUGAAGUCAGAUAUUUUGUUGGUAAAUUAUUAAAUGCUGAGUAAAUGUCAUUUCUUACCUUGGUUUAAUGCAAACAGGUGGAGAUAAUGAAUACAAAGACUUGUUACUGGUGUGACUAAAGCCGAUGUACACUGUCUUGCUUAUCGUGCCUGUAAUCGUGUGAUAGCCGUGCUGUGUUGUGCUACAAGUCUCAUUGAACUCGACCAUUCAGCAACUUUUUACCGUUUACUUUUUUGGUCUUUGAUUUAUAAUGAUGACACAUGGAAAGUGAAUGCUGAAGCUUUGCAUUGUAGUUUAGCUCUGAUUUCAGUCAUUUAGGUGCCUUUCUUUUAAAAUGUAUCGCUUUUUUGUUGCCUUUUAGCAUGCAUUGCAAUAAUUCAUUGUGUGUUAAAGUUCACGAAUGUCCAGGGGAUUAGGGUUCGGUGGUGAUGUCUUCGAAUGAAACAGGGUAAAUCUGAGCAACUCGUGAGUGGAUCUAGUGAUGGGUCUUCAUAUAAGCUAACAAUUUUCAAGUUCUCUAAAUGAAACAAAGUGGUGAGAAGUUGCUGACUAGUCGCUUCACUUCAUGCAAUGCUUGAUAUCGAUUCAAAAGUCCAAUACUGUUCCAUUAAAGGUACCAUGAUGGUAGAUGAUGUAAUAAUGUGCAAUGGGUUUAUAAAUGUUGUAAACGCAUGUCAUCUUACGGAUGUAUUCUACCUAGUUUGGGGUGGUAUAAAAAGAAUGAAUGAUAUUACUUUUCCGGUUUGUAAUUUCCCCCCAAAUGAUUGUUUGUAAACCGUAGGCUCCAUUUUGUACAGAAUGUUAUAAAUGUAUACAUUGUAAAUAGCGUGGCCCUGCAUUUGCAACAACAAUCAUUCAGAGAUAUGAUUUGUAUGGGAGAUUUUGCUUUUGUUACCGACGGAGUGGCCCGGUCCACGUGAGAGCUGGCAUGAUUCUGAUGUUUGUAACACAACCAUAAAGACGUGUCCAUCUGUCAUAAUAAAACCACAAAGUUCCUUAAA
Molecule: messenger RNA, 8984 nt
Organism: Paramisgurnus dabryanus
Lineage: Eukaryota; Metazoa; Chordata; Actinopteri; Cypriniformes; Cobitidae
Gene: nav1b
Product: neuron navigator 1b
Biological process (GO): neurogenesis; neuron migration; microtubule bundle formation
Cellular component (GO): axon initial segment; microtubule cytoskeleton
Molecular function (GO): ATP hydrolysis activity
Source: RefSeq, a predicted model, not a curated record